Sarcophilus harrisii (Tasmanian devil) is the source of this 6741-nucleotide messenger RNA. RefSeq names its product glypican 1 (gene GPC1). Gene Ontology annotation, biological process: regulation of protein localization to membrane; cell migration; negative regulation of fibroblast growth factor receptor signaling pathway. NCBI's taxonomy places the organism in Eukaryota, Metazoa, Chordata, Mammalia, Dasyuromorphia, Dasyuridae. The record is from RefSeq and is a predicted model, not a curated record. The transcript is spliced from 10 exons. The coding region runs from base 1 to 2478 and encodes 825 amino acids. Gene Ontology annotation, cellular component: synapse; extracellular region; cell surface. Gene Ontology annotation, molecular function: fibroblast growth factor binding.
AUGCAGAGGCACGUGGAGGACAGCGGGCGGGGUGCUCAGCAGGAGCGCUUCGCUCCGCCCGGGACAGCGGGGUGGCGCCGCCGCCCCGAGCCCAGAAGCAGCGCGCCGGGCUCGGGGCGGAGGGAGCGGGCACUUCUCCCCCCGGGGUCUGCGCUCCGCCCCCUCCUCCGGCCGGGCCCACGCGGCCCCGUGUGCCCCACCCCCACCGACGUGCGGUCCCGGGCUCCGGCCGCUGCCCCCUCCCCUGGGAGCGUGUGUCUGCCCCGGAGCCGGGUGGCCCCGCGCCGCGGCGGCGACUCCGUCUCCUUCUCCGGUUCUCUGCGCGCCGCGCGCGUGUGCGCCCCCCGAGACCCCGCCCUCCCCCACCCCUUUGGGCCGCUUCCCGCCAGCCCGGAGUCGCCCUCUGGGGGGGAGGAGCGCCGGACGGAGGCGGACCCAAGCCGCCGGGGAGAGGGCGCGGGCGCCCCGGCCCGGCCCGCCCCAGGCCCCGCCCGCCCCGCCCCGCCCCCGCCUGCCCCCGCCGCCCCCCCUCCUCCCUCCCUCCCCUCCCUCCGCCGAGGGGCCGGGCCGGGGUGGGGCGGAAGGGACCGGCGCGAGCGCUUGCGGCUGCCGCUGAAGGUUGCUCCGCGCCGCCGCGCCGCCGCCGCGGACUGUGCUGGCUGGAGCUGCCGGCGAACCCGCGCGGGCUUUGUUCAUCCUCCUCGUCCUCCUGCCCGCCGCCGCCCCCAGGCAGCGAGCCCCCCGGGGAUUGGUUUCGCCCUUCGCCGCCGGAGGCGCGCGGGCGCGGGCACAGGGGAGGACGGGGGCGGGGCCGCCGGCCGCCGGAUUCCCGUGCGGGGCUGCUGGCUCCUCUGGCUGGCCGCCGCCGCCUCGGCCCGCGGGGAGCCGGGGGGCAGCAAGAGCAGGAGCUGCGCCGAGGUCCGCCAGGUCUACGGGGCCAAGGGCUUCAGCCUGAGCGGCGUGCCUCAGGCGGAGAUCUCCGGCGAGCACCUGAGGAUCUGCCCACAGGGCUACACGUGCUGCACCAGUGAGAUGGAGGAGAACUUUGCCAACAGGAGCCGCAGCGAGUUGGAGGGUGCCCUCCGGGAGACCAGCCGCUCCGUGCAGGUGAUGCUCAGCACUCAGCUCCGGAACUUUGACAGCCAUUUCCAGGACCUGCUGAACAAGUCGGAGCGGGCUCUCCAGGACACGUUCCCUGGCGUCCACGGGGACCUGUACACCCAGAACGCGCGGCUCUUCAGAGAUCUCUACUCCGAGCUCCGCCGCUACUACCGGGGGGCCAACAUCAACCUGGAGGAGGCUCUGGCCGAGUUCUGGACCCGCCUGCUGGAGCGGCUCUUCAAGCAGCUGCACCCCCAGUACGUGCUUCCCGACGAGUACCUGGACUGCAUGGGCAAGCAGGCGGAAGCCUAUCGGCCCUUCGGCGAGGCGCCCAGGGAACUCAAGCUCCGGGCCACCAGGGCCUUCGUGGCUGUGAGGUCCUUCGUGCAGGGCCUGGGGGUGGCUAUCGACGUGGUCAGGAAGGUGUCCCAGGUACCCCUGGGGCAGGAGUGCUCCCGGGCCAUCAUGAAGCUGCUCUACUGCUCCCAUUGCCUGGGCGUCCAGAGCCCCCAGCCGUGCUCCGGCUAUUGCCGAAACGUGAUGAAGGGCUGCCUGGCUAACCAGGCCGACCUGGACACCGAGUGGAAGAACCUGCUGGAAUCCAUGCUGCUCGUGGCCGACAAGUUUGAUGGCCAGACAAGCGUGGAGAGCACCAUUGGGACGAUCCACGUUCGCAUCUCGGAGGCCAUCGCUGCCCUCCAGGACAACAAGGACACGCUCACAGCCAAGGUUUUUCAAGGCUGUGGAAACCCCCGAGUGAGCGGCAAGGGCUCAGGCGGAGAGGAAAAGAGACGGCGAGGGAAGUCUGUGGCAGAGGAGAGGCCCUCGGGGAUCGGGCUGGAGAAGCUGGUCUCAGAAGCCAAAGCCCAGCUCCGGGAUGUCCGAGACUUCUGGGUCAGUCUCCCCAGAGUUCUGUGCACCGAGAAGGUGGCCAUGAGCUCGACCCUUGACGAGCGUUGCUGGAAUGGGAUGACCAAAGGGCGGUACCUCCCCGAGGUGAUGGGCGACGGCUUGGCCAGUCAGAUCAACAACCCUGAGGUGGAGGUGGACAUCACCAAGCCCGACAUGACCAUCCGCCAGCAGAUCAUGCAGCUCAAGAUCAUGACCAACCGCUUGCGCAACGCUUACAACGGCAAUGACAUCGACUUCCAGGACACCAGCGAUGACAUCAGCGGCUCGGGGAGCGGCGACGGCUGUUUGGACGAGGUCUGUGGGAAAAGACUGAGUAAAAGUCAGAGCACGCGGCAGCCCGAGACCCACGCCAUCCCCAACCUGUCAGAGCAUGACGGGAGUAGUGCCCCCGGCUGCCCCCAGCCUUCCUCCCUGCUCCUCCUCCUCCCCCUAGCCCUUGCCGCAACAUGGUCCCUGGGGCGAUAACCGCCCUGCCGGCCAGAGGGACUAUGGCCGAGGCCGGCCUUUGCCAAACCGGACGGACGCUGUUUGAUUCAUCUCGGCAGAUGGCGAGAAUGCACGCGAGCUCAAGGGGAAGGGCGGUGACCGAGAGUGACCGUGGCCCCCGAAGCCUUCAUCCACUCUGACUCUUGGGCCCCAGGCCCAGACCUGGCUGUUUGUUUGUUUUGGUUUUUCUGUUUUUUUCAUUUCCUUCUUUUCCGGGGGCUGCAUGAGGCUCUCCAGUUGAUGGCGCCUCCCCCAAAGGAUCUGCAGCGGGAGACCCCCGAGGGUCCGGCAGCAGAGGGUGGCGGGGGGCCGAGUCUGAAUGGUUCCUGCCCCUCGAGAAAGCUGAGUGCCCGUGCCUUCCUUCCCCCAGCAUCCCUGCAAGCAGCCGUUCCCCAUGUGGGAGCCGAUUCACGAGCUUAUCCCGAGCCCUGCCCUUGAUGCAAAAUCCUCCAAUGAAGAUCUCAAGGAAAUAAGUCUUUCUCCUUAGUUAAAAAUUAGUUCUCCGAGCAGCCGGCGGUCCUCGGCCCGGGAGGUGCCCAGGAGGGGGAGUUUCUAUUCUGCAUGAGAUUCCAAACUUCACCCCCAUCUCCACCGACACUCGAACCCGUGACUCCGCUUCCAUGGCGUUGGACGUUGAAACCCAGCGCGCUGCUGCCGAGCAAUUGGAACCCCCCACUCUGCGUUUUCUAGCCUGGCCCCAGCACCCUUUUCUCAGUGAAUCUGACCAUCAAAGGCUCUGUUUACAAUUCAGGCUUCUUGGAGAUACUGGUCCCCAGUGUCCAAUGUUGGAGGGAGCUAGUUCAAAGGGCACUAGAGGACGACACCAUGGCUGGAUUCGGGGGUUAUCUCAUUGCCUGACCCAGGAAUGGGCAGUUCCUGCGCCUGGUUUCCCACGAGCUGCCCCAUCUCUCAGCUAGGAUCGCUGAGGCUCACGCAGGGCAGAAGCCUUUCCUCGGGUCCCACAGCGGGUCGGCUGCUUGACCCCCUGAGAAGACAGCCGCUCCCCUAGAUCACACCAAAGCACCCUCUCCACGUUAGCAUUUCGGUUUUCCUUUGGCCCAUCGCUUCCCAUUCCCUGUAGCCUUUGCCUUGAUUGUCAGGAGGGAACUUAGAUCCCGAGGUUUCCUUUUUUCAUUUUUAAGUAUCCACAGAGAGAAAGAUGUCCGCUUCCCCCGGCAGAACCUCGCCCUUCAUGGGGUGUCGGGAUCCACGGGCCAGCAAGUCCCAGCCCCAAAGUGUGACCGGACCCCCCCAGUUCCUAGCCAGGAAAAUCACGAUGGGAUGUUAUGCUCUGUUACUCAUUGGUCUGACAUUGUAAGCUUUUUUUAUCUCUUUUUUUCUUUUGAUGGGGAGGUCGGGGCAGAAAGGUUGAGCCAAAAGGCUAAGCUUUUACAUGUAAGGGUUUUUAUAGGUUUGCAUAAACUUUUCAAUACUCCACAUCCCAUUUCCACCAUUAAGAACACUUUCUUGGAAUGAUUUUUCAAGAAACCUUUCUUUUGAGGAAGGCAAAAUGGAGAGAGAAAGAGCUUAUCUGGGAACGAGAGAAAGGGGGGUUCGAGUCCCGCCUGGGCGUCCUCAGCCAGUCGUCGAGAAGUCAGCAUUUCUUAAGCGCCUCUUGUGGGCCCAGCACUGUGCUAACUAUGGCGUUCUUCUAGACGCCGCGACCUGGGGCAGUCUCCCCUCCAAGCCCGGGCCGGUCCCUCACUGAGAAGUCCAGGCAGAGAGAGAGCAGUUUCCCAUGAGACCCCAGGAGCAGCCAUUCAUUCCCUACCGCCUCCAAAAAAAGCGGGUGUUCUCUGCAGUCUCCCCUGAAAUUCAGCCUCACAGAAUCUGGCCCCUUUAGACCUCGAGCCUAGGAGCUGUCACAGUGUUACUGAGCUAGAGCAUCCGUUGCUGGGGAGGAGAGGCCUCGGGGGGUGGGAUGGGGGCUGCCUCGUGGAGUCCUGCAAGCACAAGGCCAGAGCUGCCCAGUGGCUCCCUGAUGCUGCAUUCUCAUUGGUGCUAUGCCAUCCUCCCCCAAGCCCAGGCCCUCUGGCGAUUCCGUCUCCCCAUUCAGACCCCGGCAGCCAUUCUUCCCCAGGUUACUCCCCGCCACCAUCUUAAGCAGUGUUAUCCUGGCCUUUUCAUUAUUUUAAAAAAGGGGGGAUCUUGCAGGGAGAGCCCUUAGGGGGAACUGGGGUCCAGAUGUGGCCCCUUCCACCUACCUUAAAUAGCAUUUCUUUUCUUACUGCUCUGGGAAAAGAAACUGACUGGCCUAGUCAGGGGUCUUUAAAUAGGACCCGCUGUUCUUGAUAAGAGGAGAAAGGGCUAGAAACAGAUUAAAUUUGUCCCUGGAAGGGACAUGGAGGACAGGAACCUUCAAGCAUUCUCCUGGAGGGCCACAUGAUCAAUCUUAAUUUAAUGCCCAUUAUCCCUUGGCCUGAACGUGCUAACUGGAUAAAACACUAGAAACUCAGUGGGUUAGAAAACAGAUUUAGAGCCUCAAUCUAGACCCUUUCUAUCAUUUGACAGUUGAGUAAACUGAGGCUUGGAGAGAGAAACUGAUUAAGAUCACAUAGAUGGCAAAUGACAGAGGCCAGAGUUUUUGCUAAAAAAAAAUGUUUGCUAAAGGGCUCAGGUUGGCCAUCCCUGGCCCAUGGGUCCCAUGCUGGGACUGCCCUGAAAGGACACUUUAAGCCCCCAAACCUUUAGGCCAGCCAGCUCCCACGGCCUCCAGAGCAUCUUGCAGGGAACGAGUUAAAAUCCCAAAAUUGCCGCUUGCCAUUCAUCGCCGUUCCCAUAAUUCCACUUCAUGUCACAGUCUGGCUAGAAAAUGAAAACAGCAUCAACCCAACUCCUGGGGAGGCCGUUCAGACCAACCAAUACCUUUCUAACUUCCCAGGCCAGUGUCCCCCAGUCUUAAAUGCUGGCUUCCCAUCACGACUGGGACAUGCACUCCCCCCUCCACCCUCCUUCUGUUUGGAACCCGUGAGACGCCAUGGCUCAUGGACCCAAGAAAAUCUCAUUCAUGCAAAAGCCAGGCCCGGCUUGAUGCCUUUGGAUCAGUCCCUUCCCGAGUAAGAAAUCAUAUUCCGGCCCAGUUAAGCUAGAACCCGCACGGAGACCCCCAGCAAAGUGUAAGCUGUGAUUGUGGCCUUCAUUAGCACAGGUCAGAGAGGGAGGAAGGGGUCCGGAAGCCAUUUCAUCCGCUCCCUUUUUACAGAUGAGGAAACUGAGGUUCAGAAAGAGUAAACAUCAAAACGGGGGAUCGCAACACGGGUCUUCUGACUCCAGUCAGCAAGAAAGUUACAGCUCUUGUGCUCAGCCAUUAAAAUCACUCAACUUAGCAGCAUUCAUUAGGCGCUUACUAUAUGCCAGGGAAUAACAACAGGUAGUUAUGGGCUUCCCUCUCCUCCUUUUCCCCUGCAAGCAGCCUAGCCCAGGACAGUCCCCCCGUAUGGGGACGACACAGGAGCAGUAAAUAGACAGUAUCCAUCCUCCCACAAUUCACAGCCUAAUUUGGAAAACAACAUUCAAAAAAUUGUGUUCCAAGAGGCUUAUCAGUUUCAAGCUUUAAUAAUCAUCCCAACUUAAGUAAUUAUUAAAGCUUAAAACUGAACUUAGACUUUUGGGACACUUUAUGUAUUUCCACCAAGUGGGUUGAGUUGGGGGUGGCCACGAGCUUUGGGGGUUGGACAAUAAACAUUAAACUUCUGCCCUUAUGUUAAAGUACUAACCGGUACCACCUUAGUGGUAAAAGACCAUUUGGGAGAGUGGUUCAUUGUAAUAUAAAAUAAAGUAAAAAUAAAUUUAAUUUAAACCUCCCAUCCCCCAAAUGGAGAGUUCAUUUUGCCCACUGCUUAACGUCCCAAUUUCUACAAGUCAGGUUUGGGAUGGAGCGGGCGAGGGGGUCAGAAAAGGCUUUGAGAGCACAGUUGCUUUCCACUUCCAAGUCACAUAAACCUUUUUGUUUUCUGGUGGGCUUACGAAGGGAUAAGGACAAUUCAAUAAAAAUGUUUUAAAAGCCUUCAAAUUAUUCCUUUGCUUUGAAAAAAAAGAACGCAUCUCUCUCUCUCUCUGUGCAAAAUGAACAUUUCCUUCACUCCCUGGCAGAGCUGGCCAGAUAGUUAUAAAUUUCUUUCUGUUUCCAAGGUACCUGUAACUAUCUUGCACUGUUUAUUGGAAGGUGGAAUAUGUUCUUUGAAUCCUUGUAUAAAUAAAAAGGCUGGAGACUUAAACGGACGUCGGCGCCACAAACUCUUA